This is a messenger RNA of Octopus sinensis (East Asian common octopus), 2364 nucleotides long. RefSeq lists its product as uncharacterized. The record is from RefSeq and is a predicted model, not a curated record. Lineage: Eukaryota; Metazoa; Mollusca; Cephalopoda; Octopoda; Octopodidae. The transcript has 4 exons. The coding region runs from base 594 to 1322 and encodes 242 amino acids.
CACAUAUAUACAUAAAUAUACUUGACUAUACACACACACACAAAUACGCACGCAUAUACACACAUUUUAUACUAUAAGUUCGACGUCAAUAACACUACAGUUGCCAGCCCCGUCCCGUUUAUUCGUUCUACUACCGUCCGUUAUGGACCUUAAAUAAUCUUGUUAACUGCUAGAAUCAUUAUGGAUCUACGAAUUCUCAAUGCUCGUCAUUCGAACUGUGUUUUUUAGUCCAGUUUGUUUUGAACAAGGCUGCAGAAACAUAGAACGAAGCAUUUUGUCUUCGUAAGUAAGAUUUACAAACGCUUAAUUGAAGAGAGGAAACAUCACAGCUACACAAAACCUCUGCAUCACCCGUCCGUGUAUUUCAUUAAUUUAAUUUGAUACAUGUCUAUUAUAUACAUCUAAGUUGAACACCUGUGUUCACUAAUGUUUACGUAUUUUCCACCACUCCUCGUUGUUACUGUUUAUUGAAGUGAACAAGAUUCUAUUUGCUACACACAUCCGUCUCGAGGGUGCCAGCGUGGCUGUCAAAUGUUUUGUCACAACUUUGUGUAGCCUUGAAACGGUUUCCAGCCGAGUUACCCAUCCCAAAAAUGUACCACAAAAACAACCACAAUUACCAGGACAACAGCUUUGAUGAAAACAGUCCAGCAUAUUCUUCUGAACUUAUAUUACCGGCUCUGCCUAACAUGCGGCCAACAACGUAUGGCUGUCCUUAUAUUGAGCUCCAUGAAAGGACCACUGAGUACCAAACGAGUAAACACAGCCUCAGAUUUUUUUGUCUGUCGGGCUUACAACAUUUCUCACAUACUUCGUCCGUAACCUUCAUUUUGUCCAUACUUUUAUUCUACGCUUACACAUUAGUUAGCUUAACUGAAGCUGACAAAUUACCAUCGGAUCGAUAUCAUGAUAAAUCAUUCCUGCCAACAAGCUUAAUCUACAACAGAAAAGUAUCUUGUGGUAACAUAACUCCAGGUAUAUAUACUUCCAGAACAUGGACAUGUUCAAACAUUAGAGUUGAUGGUCGAAAAAUUGCAUUUGGACAUUAUCCAGUAAAGUCACAUCAUGUGAAAAACCACUGUUUUGAUACAAAUGGUACUGAUGACAUUGGUGGAAUCUGCUUGGGUCUCAUGAAGCAUGUUAAUGAAAGUGCAAAGUUAUGGGCAGCUUCUGUGACGAAUGCUACAUGUGAUUAUACUGAGGAAGAACGAGUACUCCUCACUUUUAAUACUUCAGACAGUGAAAAUCAUAGGUACAUUUGGAAGGACCUGCCUGGAGGUUCUGGUUGGAUUGAGACACUGCACUGCCUUACCUUGAUUUAAAAAAAGAAAAUAAAUAAAUAAAAUUUAAAAAAUCCCCCAAAACUCAUCUACUCAGAAGUCUGCUUCAUGCAUUAUUAUCUCUGCAUUGCUGCUGUAGCUUGUAAAUGAUACAUCAAAACAAAAUGGAACAACUGUUGUCACAUUAACUUUCCACCAUUUACCCUCCAUACAAACAUUACUGGAUUUAUACAUACUCUCAUAUAUAUGUAUCAUUUGGCUGCCCUUAAGCAGGUUCAUUUAAUAUGAACUCCAAGGUUUUCUUAUUUUCUGCUGACCAUUGCCAUCUCACUCACAUGAGAUACCAUUCGCAGCAGUAUUAUUGUAAACCUAUUUCUGCUUUGCUUUCUCACCUUAUUGGAAUAUUCCAGAUAAGAUCAGUUUUUUUUUGUUUUUUUUGAAACCCAUUUUUCCUUGUGGAGAUGAGUCUGGCUGCCUUCUAUAAUUGUUGGUUAACCAGUGAUUGUUUUUUUUUUUUGUUUUUUUUUAAAUUUUGGAAGUCGGUCGGUGUGGAAUAAAUAUAUAUAUAUAUUGAACACUUAUUUUUUAAAAGUACUAAUUUGCCACCGAUUUGUGUUUCCUAUAUGUUAAAUUGUGAAUAUUUUUUUUUUCUGUGUGAGUGUGUGUGUGGGGUGGGUGGGGUGAGUUUAUUAACAUAUAAAUAUGGAAAAUAAAAAAAAAUGUCAGAAAAGAUAUUAUAAAGCCUUAAGAUAAAAAUAUAAAAAAAAAGAAAACAGAGAAAGAAAACAAAAGAAAACUGACAAGAAGUACAAGAUGUUUCUGAUCUGAUCAACUUUGGUAUUUUGUUGGGAAAGCUUUCUUUUCAAUUCUGCUGCAAACCAAAUUGACUUUAUAAUUAAGCAUGCCUGUCCUGAUUACUCUUUUUUUUUUUUUUUUCUCCCUUUCCCCUAUUUCAUUCGGAUAUGUUGUCUAUCCAUGUAGUAUUUGUAAGCUUGCUUACAUCUUUUGUAAGAUGUUGGCAGCAAUGUUGUGUUGACUUUUUCUCAUGUGUUACAGAAACAAGGAUAAAAAAAAAAAAAAAAAA